AUGACAUGGAAAGACUUUUCGCAGCAGCUGGAUUUUGUCAAGCUUUUUAUUGACGAUAUGGACGUCUCGCAAAAUAUCGUUCGGAUCGGGGUAGCCACCAUCUCCACAGAGAUACGCACCGAUUUCUUUCUAAAUACCUACAGGACAAAAGAGGGAAUUAAGAAAGCCUUGUCGAACAUCACCGACCCGCAGGGCAAAACACACACAUGGUUAGCGUUGGAGUACCUACACAAGAAAGCCUUCAACAAAGAAAAUGGUGGCAGGGUUGGAGUCCCAAAGAUUGCAAUCAUUUUGACCGACGGCGCGUCGCGAGACAGACAAAAGACACUGGUCGAAGCCGAGCGGCUGCAUAAUGAAUCGAUCCGGGUUUAUGCGAUUGGUAUUAGGAAUGUCGAUCUAACAGAGCUAAAAGCGAUUGCAUCCAAACCCGACAACGUAUAUCUGAGUUCUGACUUCAGUGCCCUCAAAGAUAUAGAAGCUUCGCUCAAGGAAAAUGUAUGCAAAAUAGGUAAGUAA
This is a messenger RNA of Acanthosepion pharaonis, 516 nucleotides long. NCBI's taxonomy places the organism in Eukaryota, Metazoa, Mollusca, Cephalopoda, Sepiida, Sepiidae. The record is from the annotation of a GenBank genome assembly.